AACUGUUUUAACUAACUGUACUUUUUUAAGGUGAAGAGUAAUGUAACUGAAAUGCACCUAACGCCAUCAUUGUAGCAUUGCACUACAACAUGGUGUACAAUCGUUUUCUCGGUUAUGUCAAUGUCAUACGCUUUUCUGUCACUAGGGAGAGAUGUUUGGAACCCUCAAACACACACACACACACACACACACUACGUCCCGCCACAGCAGUCUCACUCACUGCAGCACCGUCCCGUCACGGGAUGGAUGAACCGCACUCGUCACGUCAGGGGCUGGUGCUGGGAAACGGUCCCGGCGGGGGCGCGCACAUGCACGGGCUGUUCACGGACGCGGAGACCGGGCAGGUCACAUACUGUCUGGAACUGACGGACAGCUGCCUCGCGGUCCAGAGGAUUACCUUUACUCCUUCAUCACCAGAGCGACUGGACCUGCGCGACUGCGCCGGGAGCCGCGCGUACCUGGGAGAGAGCGACCGGAGCGCGUAUCUGUGCGCGUAUUUCUACCCGUACCGCUACCGAUGGAUGGCUUCGAGUCCAGUCCGGCGCAGGGACGAGCGGCGCUUUCGGCUCGAGCUCAACGCAGAUGAUGAUAAUGAUGAUGCGCAAGCUAACCUGCGCGAGGCGGAGCGUUGGGCUCGAGCCAUCCGAGGCAACAGCGCGCGCUGCGCCGGACACGCAAGCGGUGUGUUGUUUUCUGAGGGUCUUCGCUCAUGUGGUGUGAUGGUAUUGGUCAAUCCUCAGAGUGGGUGGGGUCAAGCAACGGCUCUCUACAACAGUCACAUCCAACGGAUGCUCACAGAGGCGGAUAUACCCCACACACUGGUCAUCACAGAGAGACAGAAUCACGCACGGGAGAUGGUGAGAAACGCUGACCUGACGCAGUGGGAUGCUUUAGUUAUUCUGUCUGGAGACGGGCUGCUCUUUGAGGUGGUGAACGGUCUAAUGGACAGGCCGGAUUGGGAGAAGGCCAUCCAGACUCCUGUGGGAAUUCUGCCGGGAGGUUCUGGAAAUGCACUCGCUGCAUCUGUUCAUCAUUACACACGAAAGCCUCAGGUGUGGGGUGAAGAUCUGUUGGUGAGCUGUGGGUUUGUGCUCUGUAAGGGUUUGACCUCUAAACUGGACCUGAUCUCCGUCCAUCUGUCCUCCGGCGUCCGUCUGUUCUCCUUCCUCUCCAUCGCCUGGGGCUUCGUGGCCGACGUCGACAUCGAGAGCGAGCAGUUCCGUCUCAUCGGCCCUUUUCGCUUCAUCGUGGGCACGCUGGUCCGUCUGGCGUCUCUGAGGACCUACCGCGGUAAACUGGCGUUUCUCCCCGCUACAGACAAUCUGGAGACGGAUGUGUCACAAGCACAACAGACGCACAAUAACCGAGCAAGCAAUAAGAGCUCUGAGCACAAUCCCUCUGAACACAAGCGUCUGGUGGAUCAUCUCCUCGUGCCGCUGGAUCAGCCUGUUCCUCAGAGCUGGACGGUGGUGGAGGAGCAGGAGUUUGUGCUGGUUGUAGCCAUGUUUCAAUCAUAUUUGGGUGAGGAUUGGUUGGUGGCUCCCAGCGCUUUUACAGACGACGGCGUGAUUCAUCUGUUUUACAUGACGGCCGGUAUCUCUCGGCCCACUCUGCUCAGACUCUUCCGGGCCAUGCAGAGCGGGACGCACAUGGAGUGCGGGUGUCCUCAUCUGGUGUACAGACGGGCGAGGGCUCUGAGACUGGAGCCGGAGACCCGGCCGGGUAUCAUCACCGUGGACGGGGAGCAGGUGGAAUACGGACCCUUGCAAGCGCAGGCACAUCGGGGAGUGGCCAGACUCAUUACCGGAUGACCUUUGACCUCCACGAGCUUUUCUUCAGCUGUUUAGAAAUACAGGAAUAACGUUAGAAGAAACGCAUACAGUAUAGAACCGCACAACCUGUUAAAGUUUGACAUUUGAUUAGAAACAUUACCUGAAUGAAUCUCACCAAAACAUGUCUGCGUCACAUUUCCCCCCGAUAUUGAAAUAAACGAAAAUACAUUUAUUAUGAAAAAAACGUACAACUUUUUUUACCCUUACACAAUAAAAGAAUACUUUAGGAAGCACUGUUUUCAGCUUAUAAAUGUUGUAAAUUUGGAGUACUAGUUUACCAGAUUUCUUUCUGAGAAGUAAAUAAAAUUAGAUUGAAAGUUUACUUUCUUAUUUUUAGUUGAAAAGGAGACUAAAAGCACACGUGCAUAAACUUCUUCGUUUGAAAUAGUACGAAUGUUAUUUUAUUCGUGGUGAAAUAUGUGACCUGGACGUGCUUGGGAGCUUCAUCUUCGGUCUGGUGUCUCCGGGUGCUUGUGUUACGCUGGAAUUUCUGUCGGUGCAUCAAUCUUGAAUUUCAGAAGUGCCAAUGUUAAACAAAAUGAUGUAGUUGUUUAUUUUUCUACAGUAAAGCAAAACGUGUCAUGUUUGUGGUUAUUCAAGAUUGCUGGAUUUGGUGUGAUUGUCAGCAUAUGUCUGGAUGUGUGCGUGAGGUCAGUAUACUGUAUGAUGUCAUCAUGCGUGAUGCUACACUACACAAUCAGACUCCAGGACUGAUCAUGUGACACAAAACAUGCCAAGGAUGCUCAUGAUUAUUCCUGCAAGUCAAAUCAUGGGAACACACGUGCAAAAUUCAUUUACUGUGACAAUUUCCCUCCUAUGUUUCAUAUUCUGGAUGAAUGUUAAUGCUGGACUACAACACUACUCUACAACAACCUGCCCUUGUAAUACAGCACUACGCUCUUUCUAUCAUUUACUGCAACUAAAAGGUUUCUGACAUUUUCUUUUUGACCUGCGAAAGCUUAGUAGAUUUCUCUAGAAUUGUAAUGUUCAAAAAUCUCAAUUGCUGUCAAAAUUUAAGAUUCAUAUACAAUCCUGUUGUAAAGAAAAAAAAUGCUUUCUUACUUAGUAUUGUUUUUUGUUUUUUUAAAUCGCAUUUUUAAAUCAAGAUAUUCUUAAAGUGAUAGAUUACCCACAAAAGAGAAAUCUAUUCACCCUGAAUAUGAGUAUGAGUUUCUCUUUUCUUUUUUUUGAAGAAUGUUCAUAACUAAAUAAUACUGAACCCCAUUGACUUUCAUUGUAUGAACACAAAACCACAUUUUCAAAUUCUUAAAAUAUUCUUAUUUUUAAUGCUUAAAAAGAAAAAAUAACUGGCGAUAGGCUAAAGAUAUCUUGUUUUCCCUUUGAAUAAAAUGUAUUAUUACUUACCCAUUGGCUUAUUUCUUCGUGUAAAUAUAAAAUUUAAUUUAGAUCAAUUUUUGACUCAAUAUCUCAGGCAUUUUGCUUUUUAAAUAAAUGUAUCUUGAUUUAAGAAUGUUUAGACAUUUGUACUGGAAAACAACAAAAAUCAUGAGUAAAAACAUUUUUUUUUGCAGUUACACCACCAUUUUUUCUGUGCUUGCUCAGGCUGGUUUAUGAUGGUUUGGUGCUGGUCUGGUUGGUAUUUCUGGGCGUAAAAUCCAGUCCGUCACAGGGCUGUAACAUUAUUGUGCUUUAUAAACUAACAGCAAAUACAGACAGGAGAUGAAAUGUUUAAAGCCAUAGAGAGCUGUUUUAAACUACAUUGUAGGAAACAUUUUUUGCUGCCUUAAACUUUUACUGUACGUAGUUUAAUUUUAUUCAGUUUUAGAAAUAAGUUGAAGCUGAUUUUGAUGAGUUGGAGUGAUGUAAAGACAUUUAAACAGUUGAACUUAUCUUUAAAGCCAGUUUGAUUUUACUUAAUUGUUACAGUGUACCCAAACACACAAGACUGAUAAACAAAAACCUGUCUGAUAAUGAGACUUGAAUGAGAUUUGAAGAUGUUUUUUGUCAGUGGGGAUUAGUGAAGGGUCAUUAAAAUCUUAGUCUGUGGGUCUGAUAAUUCUUGUCUGAAUACAUACUAUAUUAUUUUUUAUUGAUGAGAGGUUUUAUGGUUAUCAUUUUUGCACAAUGUCUGACAUGAAGUGAAUUCCGCAGCAAAAUGUUACAAUCUAAAAUGAAGGUGCUUUGAUUUGUUUCAGAUUCUUCAAUAGUUACAUAAAAUUGCUGGACUGCUGUUUCAAUAGCACAAUGCGUGUACUUGAGAUCUGUAUAUAAAUGCAUUCUAUUUUUUCCAAAGUCAUGGGUUAUUAAUAAACUUUGUGAUAAAACACAUUCAUGUUUGUGUACUUAAACUCUUACCUGUAAAAAAAACUGUGUACA
Molecule: messenger RNA, 4169 nt
Organism: Triplophysa rosa
Lineage: Eukaryota; Metazoa; Chordata; Actinopteri; Cypriniformes; Nemacheilidae
Product: sphingosine kinase 1
Exons: 5
Coding region: 90-1811 (573 amino acids)
Biological process (GO): negative regulation of apoptotic process; cellular response to growth factor stimulus; sphingosine biosynthetic process
Cellular component (GO): intracellular membrane-bounded organelle; cytoplasm; membrane
Source: RefSeq, a predicted model, not a curated record